AGCAGCGGCUGCUGCAGCGGCGGCGGCGGGGACAGCAGUAGUGGUGGUGCUGUCAAGCCGUUGGAGAAAUGGGAGACCCAGGGUCGGAGAUAAUAGAAUCUGCCCCUCCAGCUGGGCCUGAGGCAUCUGAAUCAACAACGGAUGAAAACGAAGAUGACAUUCAGUUUGUUAGUGAAGGACCAUUAAGACCUGUUCUUGAAUACAUUGAUCUGGUCAGCAGUGAUGAUGAAGAACCUAGCACCUCUCAUAGUGAUGAUAAUUUUAAACAUAAAGACUAUAUUGACCAUCAGAAGGAUAAAGUUGCAUUAACUCUGGCUCGUCUAGCCCGUCAUGUUGAAGUAGAGAAACAGCAAAAAGAAGAGAAGAAUAGAGCAUUCAGGGAAAAAAUCGAUUUUCAACAUGCGCAUGGGUUACAAGAAUUGGAGUUUAUUCAAGGACAUUCUGAUACAGAAGCAGCAAGACAGUGUGUGGACCAGUGGCUAAAAAUGCCAGGACUCAAAACAGGUACAAUUAAUUCUGGAACAAAAAGUUCAUUCCAAAGAGGAGGCCAAAUGCGGAAGUGUGGGAAGCCAAUUUCAUGUCCUAUAAUGCACUGUAACAAGGAAUUUGACAAUGGGCACCUUCUCUUAGGGCAUUUGAAAAGGUUUGAUCACUCUCCAUGUGAUCCAACCAUUACAUUACGUGGACCUUUCUCCAGUUCCUUUGCUUGUGUAAUAUGUUGUAAAAAUUUUGUUACUCAGCAGCAAUAUAGGGAUCAUCUUUUUGCUAAGGAAGCUGAAGAUGAUGGACAUAGCAACAACCUUCUUCCUCAGGUUAUUCAGUGUUUUGCAUGUCCAAGUUGCUUUCUUCUUUUUAGCAAUAAGGAUGACUGUCUAAAGCAUAUGUCUGGAAAGAACCAUUUCCACCAAAGCUUUAAGAAUCAUUUCCAUCAAAGCUUUAAACUGGGCGCUGACAAGGGAAUAGCACAUCCAGUGUCAUUUCCAUCUUAUGCAAAGAAACUUUUGAUCUCUCUGUGCAAAGAUGUUCCAUUUCAAGUAAAAUGUGUGGCUUGCCACCAGACACUGCGUUCUCAUAUGGAGCUCACUGCCCAUUUCAGGGUUCGUUGUCGUAGUGCUGGACCUGUAGCUAUAGCUGAGAAAAGCAUUACUCAGGUUGCAGAAAAAUUCAUAUUAAGAGGCUAUUGUCCAAAUUGCAACCAGGUCUUUAUGGAUGAAACCAGCACCCUAAUUCACAAGCAGAAUUCAGGACACAAAAUCCGAGUCGCUAACUCAGUCCAAGAAUCAGUCUUACUAUAUUGCCACAGUAGUGAAGGGAACAGACCUCCUUCUGACUUGAAUUUAUUAGAUCAACCACAGCUUUCAUCACUUAAAAGAACUAUGUCUAUUAAAGAAUCUAGCUCACAGGAUUGCAGCAUGAUUCCAAAAAAGAAGAUGAAUUUAGAAGAUAAAAGGCAUGAAGGUGUGGUUUGUGUCCAGAAAGAAAGGUCAGUAAUUAAAACCUGGUUUUGUGAAUGCAAUCAGCGAUUCCCAAGUGAAGAUGCAGUAGAAAAGCAUGUUUUUUCAGCAAACACAAUGUGUUACAAGUGUGUGGUCUGUGGAAAGGUGUGCGAAGAUUCAGGGGUCAUCCGUUUACACAUGAGUCGUAUUCAUGGAGGGGCACAUUUAAAUAACUUUUUUUUUUGGUGUCGGACAUGCAAAAAGGAGUUAAUGAAGAAAGAUACUAUCAUGGCACAUGUGACUGAAUAUCAUAAUGGGCACAGAUAUUUUUAUGAGAUGGAUGAGAUACAAGAUGAAACUUUGCCAUCAUCCUCUAUGGUGAGUAAUUUGGCUGCUAACAAACCUCCUUUAGCUAUUACUGUUGAUCAUAUCCCAGCAAAUAGCCCUCCAAGAGGCAAAUGGCAAUGCCAAAUUUGUGAAGAUAUGUUUGAUUCCCAAGAAUGUGUGAAAAAACACUGCUUGUCUUUGGCAAGUCACCAAUUUCAUAGAUACAGCUGUGCCCAUUGCAAAAAGACUUUUCAUAAGAUAGAAACCUUAUACCGGCAUUGCCAAGAUGAACAUAACAAUGAAAUAAAGAUUAAAUACUUCUGUGGACUCUGUGAUCUUAUCUUUAAUGUGGAAGAAGCAUUUCUGAGUCAUUAUAAGGAGCACCACAGCACAGAUUAUGUGUUUGUGUCAGAAAAAACUGAAACUUCAAUUAAAACUGAGGAAGAUUUUCCAGUUAUAGAGACCGGUAUCCUGUUAACCUGUGGUUGCCGUGAGAGUUACAUCUGUAAAGUCAACAGAAAGGAAGAUUAUGGUAGAUGUCUUCAAAUCCUGCUAGAUAAAGGUAAACUAUGGUUUCGCUGCAAUUUGUGUUCAGCAACAGCACAGAAUUUAGCCAGCAUUAACUCUCAUAUCCUUCAAGUACAUGGAGAAGAAAAGAGGGAUAAAGAGGAGCAGCAGUAUGUAAUCAAAUGUGGCAUUUGUACCAAAGCAUUUCAUAAUCCUGAGAGUGCUCAGCAGCACUUCCAUAGAAAACAUGGCUUCUUACAGAAACCCAGCGUGGCUCAUUUUGGAUCUGAAAAAGGGAGCACAUACAAGUUUACUGCCAGUGCCCCACGUACAGAGAAAAAACCAAAACAGGCAGUGAGUUGUCCAAAAAACUCAGACAUCGAGAAAGGAGCUGAAAAUGACCUAAGCUGGCAGAAUAUAGAGGAAGAAGUUGAGCUUCCAGAUUUGGAUUACCUGCGAACCAUGACUCAUAUAGUCUUUGUAGAUUUUGAUAAUUGGUCAAACUUUUUUGGUCAUCUACCAGGGCAUCUUAACCAAGGAACAUUUAUUUGGGGCUUUCAAGGAGGAAACACGAACUGGAAGCCUCCACUCAAUUGUAAGGUCUAUAAUUACUUGAACAGAAUUGGAUGCUUCUUCCUUCAUCCUCGCUGUAGUAAAAGAAAAGAUGCUGCUGAUUUUGCCAUAUGUAUGCAUGCUGGCCGUCUAGAUGAACAACUACCCAAGCAAAUUCCUUUCACCAUCCUCUCAGGAGAUCAAGGUUUUCUGGAGCUAGAGAAUCAAUUUAAGAAGACUCAGAGGCCAGCUCAUAUACUAAACCCUCACCACUUAGAGGGAGAUAUGAUGUGUGCCUUGUUAAAUAGCAUUUCUGAUACCACCAAAGAAUGUGACAGUGAUGAUAAUGUGGGAGCAAAAGGUACUUCAGUUGAAGAAUUCAGUUCCACAGAAGAUGUGGAAUUAGAAGAAGCUAUUAGAAGAAGUCUUGAGGAAAUGUAAUUAAAGAUAUAACCACAAAACAUCAAGUGGCCUUGAAGAGACUCAGGAUAAUGAAUUCUUGAGUUUGUUUUCUAAAGGAGACCAGAAACCUACUAGUAUAAACGUAUCUGAAAACAUGUUUUUGUGUUGAUAUGUUCACAAUAUCAUAUUUGCUUUGUAUUUUUUGUGCUACUGUACAAAAUUGUAUCAAAGGAAUAGAAUACAUGUUAAUGCAUAUAUAGAUCAUGUAUUCUAAUAUAUAGGUAUCACAGUUUCCCAACUAACUUAGAAUUCAUAUAUUUAGGUUAAAAGGAUUAAAGAAAAAAAGGAAAGUUUUGCCUAUUGUUUGGUUUCCAAGUAUCAUUAGUUCCUUUUUUUCUUUUUUUUUUGUACUGUACAGAUGAUUCUAGUUUAUUUUUUUAGGAUUGAAAAAUGAGUAUAAAUAAAGGUGCCAUAACUCAAGUUUUUCCGUAAAUUCUAUGUCUCAUCUGGCACUAAUAUAUAAUACCUUUGAGAUCUUUGGUUAUGAUUAUUAGGAGGGUAAUGGAAAUUGAUAAUUAAAUCAGAUUAAAAAUUU
Messenger RNA from Marmota flaviventris (yellow-bellied marmot), 3819 nucleotides. It is a transcript of the gene Znf451, whose product is annotated as zinc finger protein 451. The record is from RefSeq and is a predicted model, not a curated record. Gene Ontology annotation, biological process: protein sumoylation; negative regulation of transcription initiation by RNA polymerase II. NCBI's taxonomy places the organism in Eukaryota, Metazoa, Chordata, Mammalia, Rodentia, Sciuridae. Gene Ontology annotation, molecular function: transcription corepressor activity; sequence-specific DNA binding; SUMO ligase activity. Gene Ontology annotation, cellular component: nucleus.